ACUGACGGCCAAUCUGGCCGGGCCGGGGCGUGGUUGCAGCGGGUGGCAGCACAGCGGUCUUCCCAGCCGGGAGAGAGCCUGGCGCAGGCGGCGCGCGCGGGGCCCUGCUGUGCGCGUGCCCGCCGCCCCCAGCCCUCGCAGCCCCUCGGCCCGCUCCGCCCUCCGGGUCGUGGCUCCCGUCCCUCCUCGGCUCCGUUGUCGCCGCCCGGACAGGGCUCUAGACCCGGGCUGGGGGCAGGGGCAGGAGCGCGGGACGAGCGCCUGAGGUGCCGGGGAGAAUCCAUGGAGCUCGGCGGCAGGAAGAAGCUGCACGCCCUGUCCCUGGCAGAGAAGAUCCAGGUGCUGGAGCUCCUGGACGAGUCCAAGCUGUCGCAGUCGGAGGUGGCCCGGCGCUUCCGGGUCUCGCAGCCGCAGAUCUCGCGCAUCUGCAAGAACAAGGAGAAGCUGUUGGCCGACUGGUGCAGCGGCACCGCCAACCGGCAGCGCAAGCGCAAGCGGGAGUCCAAGUACAGCGGCGUGGACGAGGCCCUGCUCUGCUGGUACCGCCUCGCACGGGCCGGGGCCCGCGACGUCACGGGGCCCGCGCUGCUGCACAAGGCCAAGGAGCUGGCCGACAUCAUGGGCCAGGACUUCGUGCCCAGCGUCGGCUGGCUGGUCCGCUGGAGACGCCGCAACAACGUGGGCCCGGGGCCCCGCCCCACGCUCGCCCCGCCGCCCCCGGGGCUCACGGCCCAGCCCCAGCCACCUGUCGCCCUUGAAGACUUCUCCCCGGAGGACGUGUUCGGCUGUGCCGCAGUGCCCUUGCUGUACCGGGCGGUGCCCGGCGGAGCCAGCGCCUGCGACCGAGUGCAGGUGCUGCUGUGCGCCAACAGCAGGGGCAGCGAGAAGCGGCGGGUGUGGGUGGGGGGGCGCCAGGCUGCCCCGGCCUGCUUCUCUGGGGUCCGUGGUGAGGCGCUGCCCGCCUCCUACCACCCUGGGCUGGGCGUCCCCUGGGCACAGUGGUUGGCACGGUUCGACCGGGACAUGGGGCGGCAGGGGCGGCACGUGGCCCUACUGCUGGCGGCCCCCGUGGCGGACGCGGUGGCGGGCUCUUGUGGGCCGCACCACGUGAGGCUCCUGCCUCUCUCCGCCUCCGGCUCCACGCCCGCCCUGCCUUGCUCGGUGGUCCGGGCCUUUAAGGCCCGGUACCGGUACCGUCUACUGGGCAAGCUGGCCGCCGUCCGGAGCAGCGAGGCCGGCCUCUCGCUGGGCCAGGCCGCGGCGCGCAUCACGGUGCUGGACGCGCUGCACAUGGUGGUGGCGGCCUGGGCCCGGGUGCCUCCGCAGCUCAUCUGGGGCAGCUUCAUCCAGGAAGGGCUGGCUCCCUGCAAAACGGCCCCGGCCCCCAGCGGGGCCUGCGAGAUGGCCCCAGUCCCCGGCGGGCUGAGCCCCGAGGAGUUUUCCCGCUUUGUGGACCUGGAAGGUGAGGAUCCAGGGCCUGGAGUGUGCAAAGAGGAGGCGGGCGCCGAGGAGGAGGAGGAGGGGGCCGGGGAGGAGGCCCUGGAGCCCCCGCCCACCAAGGCCGAUGCACUCCGGGCCCUGGGCACGCUGAGGCGGUGGUUGGAGUGCAACGGCACCGGCCCCGAGCUCCUGGACCAGUUCUACGGCUGCGAGGAGGGGGUGGAGCGGCUCUGCUGCCUGUGAGGCGCCUGCAGCCCCCAGCCCUCCCCUCCUGUUUCCCAUGGAAACGCCCUCCCCAGAAGCCGGGGGGGGGGGGCGCCUCGCCCUUGUGGAAGGUGCAGGAGAGACCCCCGAAGCUCGUUCGGAACCCUGAGUUGAGCCCAAAGCUACGGCGUUCGGGGUUGGAGGCCGGGUCAUGUGGGCUUCUAAACCCCCGUUGGAAAGUUCCAGAGCCUUAGAGGGGCCGGGACUUGGGAAGGUGGAAUUGGGGCUUCACAGACAGGCGGACCCCUUGAAGCCUGCUCUGCUUCUUGGAAUA
Lepus europaeus (European hare) is the source of this 1978-nucleotide messenger RNA. RefSeq names its product tigger transposable element derived 3 (gene TIGD3). The record is from RefSeq and is a predicted model, not a curated record. Lineage: Eukaryota; Metazoa; Chordata; Mammalia; Lagomorpha; Leporidae. Gene Ontology annotation, cellular component: nucleus. The transcript is spliced from 2 exons. The coding region runs from base 283 to 1683 and encodes 466 amino acids. Gene Ontology annotation, molecular function: DNA binding.